AUGGUCUGCCACGAAGCCACAACAGCCACGGAGCCACAGAAGCCACGGAGCCACAGCAGCCACGGAGCCACAGAAGCCACGGAGCCACAGCAGCCACGGAACCACAGAAGCCACGGAGCCACAGCAGCCACGGAGCCACAACAGCCACGGAGCCACAGCAGCCACGGAACCACAGCAGCCACGGAGCCACAGCAGCCACGGAGCCACAGCAGCCACGGAGCCACAGCAGCCACGGAGCCACAGCAGCCACGGAGCCACAGCAGCCACGGAGCCACAGCAGCCACGGAGCCACAGCAGCCACGGAACCACAGCAGCCACGGAGCCACAGCAGCCACGGAGCCACAGCAGCCACGGAGCCACAGCAGCCACGGAGCCACAGCAGCCACGGAGCCACAGCAGCCACGGAUCCACAGCAGCCACGGAGCCACAGCAGCCACGGAACCACAGCAGCCACGGAGUCACAGCAGCCACGGAGCCACAGCAGCCACGGAGCCACAACAGCCACGGAGCCACAGCAGCCACGGAGCCACAGCAGCCACGGAGCCACAGCAGCCACGGAGCCACAGCAGCCACGGAGCCACAGCAGCCACGGAGCCACAGCAGCCACGGAGCCACAGCAGCCACGGAGCCACAGCAGCCACGGAGCCACAGCAGCCACGGAGCCACAGCAGCCACGGAGCCACAGCAGCCACGGAGCCACAGCAGCCACGGAGCCACAACAGCCACGGAGCCACAACAGCCACGGAGCCACAGCAGCCACGGAGCCACAGCAGCCACGGAGCCACAACAGCCACGGAGCCACAACAGCCACGGAGCCACAGCAGCCACGGAGCCACAACCGCCACGGAGCCACAACAGCCACGGAGCCACAACAGCCACGGAGCCACAACAGCCACGGAGCCACAGCAACCACGGAGCCACAGCAGCCACGGAGCCACAACAGCCACGGAGCCACAGCAACCACGGAGCCACAGCAGCCACGGAGCCACAGCAACCACGGAGCCACAGCAGCCACGGAGCCACAGCAGCCACGGAGCCACAGCAGCCACGGAGCCACAACAGCCACGGAGCCACAGCAGCCACGGAGCCACAGCAGCCACGGAGCCACAGCAGCCACGGAGCCACAACAGCCACGGAGCCACAGCAGCCACGGAGCCACAGCAGCCACGGGGGCACAUGUGGUGUCAGCGGGAG
Molecule: messenger RNA, 1194 nt
Organism: Procambarus clarkii (red swamp crayfish)
Lineage: Eukaryota; Metazoa; Arthropoda; Malacostraca; Decapoda; Cambaridae
Source: RefSeq, a predicted model, not a curated record